AACAGUGGCCAGUUGCCCUGAUUCAGUCAGGCAUUUGUGUAGGACAUGCCCAUGGGCCUGAAGGGGCUUUGCAGGGCAACCAAAGCAGUUGAACGGCUGCUGGCAAGUUUCACAGAUGCCCCCGAAAGGAAAAGCCGGUUCGGGAAAGGGGGGGAAAGGAGGAGCAGCCUCUGGGAGUGAUGGUGCUGACAAGAAGGCUCAGGGUCCUAAAGGUGGUGGCAAUGCAGUAAAGGUCAGACACAUUCUGUGUGAAAAACAUGGGAAAAUCAUGGAAGCCAUGGAAAAGUUAAAGUCUGGAACUCGAUUCAAUGAAGUGGCUGCAGAAUAUAGUGAAGAUAAAGCCAGGCAAGGGGGCGACUUGGGUUGGAUGACCAGAGGUUCUAUGGUGGGACCAUUUCAAGAAGCAGCAUUCACCUUGCCUAUGUAAGAGCAUGGGGCCAGGAGGUGGUACACCUGGUUAACCACACACAUUACAGUGCACGAGGACCCAGCUUCAAGCCCCUGGUCCCCACCUGCAGGGGGAAAGCUUCACAGGUGGUGAAACAGAGCUUCAGGUGUCUCUCUGUUUCUUUCUCUCCUUUUCCCCUCUCAAUUUCCGUCUCUAUCCAAUAAAUAAAUAAAAAUAU
Erinaceus europaeus (western European hedgehog) is the source of this 626-nucleotide messenger RNA. RefSeq names its product peptidylprolyl cis/trans isomerase, NIMA-interacting 4 (gene PIN4). Gene Ontology annotation, molecular function: DNA binding; peptidyl-prolyl cis-trans isomerase activity. Bases 116 to 427 code for a protein of 103 amino acids. The transcript is spliced from 5 exons. The record is from RefSeq and is a predicted model, not a curated record. NCBI's taxonomy places the organism in Eukaryota, Metazoa, Chordata, Mammalia, Eulipotyphla, Erinaceidae. Gene Ontology annotation, biological process: rRNA processing.